Molecule: messenger RNA, 2877 nt
Organism: Cinara cedri
Lineage: Eukaryota; Metazoa; Arthropoda; Insecta; Hemiptera; Aphididae
Source: the annotation of a GenBank genome assembly
UUUUAACUAGAGUUAUACAGUUUGUUACCACGGAUUUUUGGUAUUAAAUAUUAACAUUGCUAUAUCUUUCAUAAAAAAAAAAAUUCUUUAGGUAUAUUAUAAUAUUAAUAAUUAAUAUAAAACACCUAUAAAAAUAUGAUGCCGAGAGGGAAACGUUUCGUGCUUAAAGGUAAAACCUGAAUUUUUGAGAUCAUUUAUUGCCAUGUGUCCUUUGGUUAGCUAUUUAUAUUAUGUAUACCUAUAACAACAGAAUCGGAACUGGAAGAGCACAAAAAAAAAUCUUCGUUUGGACACUGGGUACUGGUAAAAGAAUGUGACGAAAAUCGACGAAAAAAUAAUUCUGAAUCUUCCAAAGCGGUACCUAUUAAAUCUUGACUAUUGUUAUAAUAUUUUUUACGAAAAUGUGUAGGUGCCAAUCAAUAGUAUAAUAUGAUUUGGGUAAAUAAUAAAUACAAUCGAGCUUUCGGGCACCUAGUAUCUACUUACCUUUUUGUAUUUUUUUUUAUUAGAUCUCUCAAACAUUCAUUCAGAAGUUAUUUAUUUUAUCUAUGAAUUUAACAAUACCUAUAACUGAUGGUUGGUACCUAGUCUUUUUCGGAUAAUUUAUACCUACUGUUAUUUAAAGGGUUGCUGCAGCCGGAAAACGCCGCAGGGAUUUGCCGCUAAAAACAUAACCCAAAUCCUAAACGGUGCCACGGAAGGUUUCUUGAACGUUUCGGGCAAAGGGUACUUGCACGUGAACGGUGAAAAUUUCACCGGAGAAUUAUUCGACCGGAUAAACACCGUAAACGCGGACGACAACCAACUUCGAAUUGCCACAUUCAAUACAUUCAAGUCCCUUCGGCGACUGAGCCUGCGUCGAAAUCGCUUGAAAUCCGUUGACCAGUGCGUACAUAAUAAAUCUAGAACGUCUGUUCGAUAUUCAUUAAUCCAUUUUCAUCAAUAGUUCGGUAACUUUAAUAAGAAAGUGAGAGUAAAAAGUAAUAGAUACAUAGGUUACACACGUCAUGUUAUUGCAAUAUACAUCUGUAAAACAAAAUAAUUCACGAACAAACGAUAAACACUCUAUCUGAUAUAAACACUAAACAGGCACCUAAUCAAAGGAAAUGUGUAUGUGUACUGUAGUACUGUAGGAUUAUUAAAAAAUACUAGAUAUUUAAACAGAAAUCAGAUAAUGAUUAAAAUGUAUUUGUUUAUUAUUUUCGGUACAUUUUUAUUAUAUUAUAUGAUUACAUUUAUUUCCACACAUAAUAAUUUAGUACCUAUAUAUCGGUAUGGUUUUAAACGUUAUGUUAAAAGUUUCGACGAUAUUAUCGAAAGAUUCAAGUAGGUACAGAUAUUAUUAUCCAACUAGCAACACAAUAUUCAUAUUAUGUGAAAAAAAUAUUCAUUCGAUUAUGUUUGAAUAAUCAUAUACCUAACAUUCUAAAUUCUACUAUCAACCUGCUAUCAAUCUGCUAAUCUCAUCCAAAAACGGAUUGUAUACAUAUAUAAUUUUAAUAUCUAUAUAAUAAAAAAAAAGUAGACAAAAAUGAAUUAAUUCGUAUUAAUUCGGUAUGCAUAAAAACUAAAUACAAAUGUGAUAUUAAUUAAUAUGAUAAUUUUUAAAAUUUAAAAUAAUAAAAUAUGCUAUUUCUUUAUCAACUAAACAUUCUAAACAUUUAUUUUGCAGAAUUGGCAGACAUUUAGACGAGACAUUGGUUCGUUUAGACGUGUCAGAAAAUAAUUUAAAUCCGUAUGAUCUAUACCGCCUAUCAGCCUCUAAAAUAAAAGAACUACAUUUGUCAGCCAAUAAUCUGACGACUAUUCCUGAGGAGAUUUUGGAUGACCAUUGCUUCUUGUCACUUGAACUUUUAAACUUAAGUGACAAUUGCCUAGCCUGUCCUCAAACUUUCUACAUCCUGUCAACUCUACACAAUCUACACGAAUUGAACUUGAGUGGCAAUCAAAUAUCGUUUAUACCAUAUUUAGUAACAUUGGCAACGAAAAAGGUGAGAUAAUAUUAUUAUGUACACAUAUUAUAUAAUUUUAUAUAUAUAUAUGGGUGUCCCACCAUGUUGUACGGAAUUUCAGAUUUCUAUAAAUAUUAAAUUUAAAUAGAUUUUUUGUCAAUCAAAUCACUUUUCGAAUGUUCAGUGAUUAGAUGGUAAAAAUACAAAUGUAAUAUUCUUUCUCCGUAUGGGGGGAAAAAAAAAAAUUGUAAAAACUAAUAUUAACAGAUAUAAAAAUCCGUAAAACACUUGUACAUGCUGCACACAGUUUUGUGCGGUACUCGUCAUCACAUUCUUUACUUUUCAUCUUACCAAAAAUUAGAUGGUAUGAUUGCAUAAUGAAUUUAAUUGAAUUAUAUUAUCGUUUGUCAUUAAACAGUCCCUUGAUAUUGAAAAUAUUAGUGGAAAAAAUAAGAAGACCAUUAAUCACAAAAAAGAAACUGAUGGAUUUACUAAACACCAAAAUGAAGACAACACAAAUAGUAAAAUUAAUUUUUUUUUUUUUUUUAUUAAAAUUUUAUUACAUACGUUUUAUGUUACGAACGUCAUAUAUUUUAGGUUUUGUAUACCAUGUACAGCAUAUUCCAUUUGUCAGUCUUAAGGCAAUUAAUUUGACAAACAAUUUAAUUACGUCAAGUUCGUCUGUGUUAUCAAUGAUUUGUUGGCCAUCGUUGAAAAAUGUCAUACUAACGGCCAAUAUUAUUAGUUCAAAUAAAAAUAUUUUAAAAUAUAAUAAAUUGAAAUCCACCUUAAGUGUGUAUGAAAUAAAACUAACACGUUAGUGUGGAUUUUUAAGAAAUACAUUUUUUUUUUACUUAAGUUAUCUAAAUAUUUUACUUAGUAUUUCUACUUUACUAGAUCAUGAUUAUUAUUUAAUGUUUCUGCU